Messenger RNA from Daphnia carinata, 1362 nucleotides. Its product is annotated as pituitary homeobox x-like. Bases 114 to 878 code for a protein of 254 amino acids. Gene Ontology annotation, molecular function: RNA polymerase II transcription regulatory region sequence-specific DNA binding; DNA-binding transcription factor activity, RNA polymerase II-specific. Gene Ontology annotation, biological process: regulation of transcription by RNA polymerase II. The transcript is spliced from 8 exons. NCBI's taxonomy places the organism in Eukaryota, Metazoa, Arthropoda, Branchiopoda, Diplostraca, Daphniidae. The record is from RefSeq and is a predicted model, not a curated record.
CUCUGUCCGUUCUUUGACCUGAACGCAGUUCGGGUUGUUGAUUCAAUCUCGAAACCCAAUAUCGAAAAGCAGUAAAUCAAUCAACGAAGGUGUCGCUAGUUUACUAUAGAGGAAUGUCCAUAUCGCCACCACCGUCAGUGGCUGUAGCAACGUCCGUUCUCCUUAACAGCAGCAACAUGAGCCGGAUGGAAGACCACCUGCUGACCAGAUUUCAGCAUAUCGAUCCGGAAUUGGUCGAUGACUACAUGUCAGGACGAAGACGACAGAGGAGGAAUCGGACAACAUUUUCUCCGCAACAGCUCCAAGAGCUAGAAUCGCUUUUUCAGAAGACCCGUUACCCAGAUGUAAUUCAUCGAGAAGACGUGGCAUCCCGAACAGGGCUAACCGAAGCACGCGUGCAGGUCUGGUUUCAAAAUCGACGAGCAAAAUGGCGCAAAACAGCCCGGAUGCAAUGGUCCCGAACUCAACAACAUCAACAGUCAACGGACCAUUGGCAACGGCCAGCACUGAGGUAUCUGCAGCUUGGAUUCAAUUUAGGCUUACCGUGGCUUUCCUUACCAUCUCUCCCAGCUGGAAGCGCUGGAACGGGCCCGUCACCAUUCGGCUGCUUGGAUUCCACUCCGAACAGAACUGAAGCUCUGCUUCUGGCCUCCCCUUCUGAGAAUGGAGUUCAGGAUCACCGGGUACCUAUGAGUAAAGCCAGUGGCGGAAGUGAGAGCAGUGCCAGCAACGAGGAUCAAGUUCUAAAUUUGUCACGCACCGGUAAUGCUGCUGUGAUCAGUCAGACAGACGAUAGCAACAGCAGUGCUGACGAUGAAUCUGAAGAUUUGAUGAUGAACACGAGCGCUUACUUGAAAUCCGGCAACGAAUCCGACUAAAAUAAUCUGGAAAACUAAAACAUUUUUGGUUCAUUUUAAUCGUCUGAGAAAAGCUUCAUUUUUCUUUCAUGUGUUAUUUUCCUAGUGGCACAUAAUCUGCCCUACGUAUAACCUAGUCGUGUGUGAGCAUAUGUCAUUUUGUAUAGAUGACCAGAUUAUAGUUCAAACAUUCAUUUCUACUCCUUCACGUGAGCUUUCGCUGAAAUCCACGUAACAGUUUCAGUUCAAUCUCACAUCAAUGUAACUUUUCCUUUUACAUACAUAUUGUUGAUGUAUAUAUUUGGCGUAUUAGUUUUUCUAGACGUCAAUAUACGAAAACCUCCCCCGCACGGUAGUCUUAGGCCAUCCGUGUGUACAACAUAAUGUGAACAUCGUGAAAAGAUACGAUGACUUUAAAAGAUGCGGCCAGUUUUCCUAGCCGAUGGCUAUCUUCUACGAAUCCAUGCGUAUUAUACACUAGUAAGUCAUAAGGCUCACAUUGCUG